This is a messenger RNA of Apodemus sylvaticus (European woodmouse), 375 nucleotides long. It is a transcript of the gene Tex48, whose product is annotated as testis expressed 48. The transcript has 4 exons. The record is from RefSeq and is a predicted model, not a curated record. The coding region runs from base 1 to 375 and encodes 124 amino acids. NCBI's taxonomy places the organism in Eukaryota, Metazoa, Chordata, Mammalia, Rodentia, Muridae.
AUGGGCAACAAGGAGGAGCAGUGUUUUCAGGAAGACAUGACAACGGCCCACCAAACCCUGGCCUCGAAGAUCUUCAGUUUAUGCUGCUGGAACUGUGAGGAACCUGUCGUUGAGAGCCCCAAGGUUCCAAGCCAAGAGGUCCAGCCACCAACCUUCAAUUUGCUGAAGACUGAGAAGAAUGAGUUAUGCGAACAAAACCUCAAGCGAACUAAUGCACAGUCCCUCGUUGCCCAAGAAAAGAACUUCUCCACUACCAGCAGUGAUUUUGAAGAGCUGACUGCAUACAAUAUACAAACAGGAUACCCUAAGAAAAAUCUAAACCGCUACUACCAGGAACACUGGGCCUUCCGACCGUGUCUCAUCGGGCGACCCUGA